This is a messenger RNA of Trachemys scripta elegans, 661 nucleotides long. RefSeq names its product scavenger receptor cysteine-rich type 1 protein M130-like. The transcript is spliced from 3 exons. The record is from RefSeq and is a predicted model, not a curated record. Lineage: Eukaryota; Metazoa; Chordata; Testudines; Emydidae. The coding region runs from base 65 to 661 and encodes 198 amino acids. Gene Ontology annotation, cellular component: membrane.
UCUCCCUUCCCCACUGAGCAAUCCACAUUGGGGGGCCACGCAGCUCACAGUGAGGGCUCUGGAGAUGGUCGCCAGGGGUUACGGGACUGGGAACACAGCGCUGCUCACCCUGUUGGGCUGGCUUGGGGGUUUGACCAUUUCAGAGCAAGCUCAGCUCCGAUUGGUGAAUGGCUCGAGUCACUGUGCUGGGAGAGUCGAGGUGCUUCACAACCACCAGUGGGGAAGCGUGUGUGAUGUUGACUGGGACCUAAACGAUGCUGGAGUUGUGUGCAGGCAGCUGGGUUGUGGGACGGCAUUGUUAGCCCCAGGGGGGGCUGAGUUUGGAGAAGGGUCUGACCCUAUCUGGCUGGCUGAGGUUAACUGCACAGGGAGAGAAGCUGCCCUCACGGAAUGCUGGAGUGGGCCUUGGGGAGACCAUAACUGUAACCACAGAGAAGAUGCCAGUGUUGUGUGCUCAGGGCCUACUAUGUCCCUUGGAGUCUGGUUUCUCCGCUCUGGCCUGGUUCUGCUCCUGCUGGUGUCUGCCCCAAUCAUCACCUGCAUCCUGAAGAAAGGAUCCCCCACCCUCCCUGAGCUCCUGAGAACUGGCAAUGGCAGUAAGGGGCAGCCUGGAGAGGACCCAGCGAUGGGACAGGAGUCGGUUAUAUACGCCAGUGAGUAA